This is a messenger RNA of Nerophis lumbriciformis (worm pipefish), 1710 nucleotides long. The record is from RefSeq and is a predicted model, not a curated record. NCBI's taxonomy places the organism in Eukaryota, Metazoa, Chordata, Actinopteri, Syngnathiformes, Syngnathidae.
AUGGGGGCUUAUCUGUCGCAACCGAACACGACCAAGACCUCUUGUGAUGGCGGCAACAGCACCAUGAGCUACGGCUUCUCUGCUAUGCAGGGCUGGCGAGUUUCCAUGGAGGAUGCUCACAAUUGUAUCCCAGAGUUUGAUGAGGAGACUGCCAUGUUUUCUGUGUAUGAUGGACAUGGAGGAGAGGAGGUGGCUCUUUACUGUUCAAAGUACCUUCCUGAUAUCAUCAAAGAACAGAAGACCUACAAAGACGGCAAACUACAGAAGGCAUUGGAAGAUGCCUUCUUGGCCAUCGACUGCAGAAUUACAACAGAGGAUGUCAUUAAGGAACUGGUGCAGAUCUCUGGGCGUCCGAUCGAGGAGCCACCCACUAAAGUGGCAGAUGAGGAUGACGUGGACACAGAAGAGGCAGCUUUACUCCACGAGGAGGCCACUAUGACCAUCGAAGAGCUGCUAGUGCGAUACGGACAGAAUAAGAACAAUAGCAAGCAAUCUGUUGCUAGCAGUACAAUCGCUAAGAAGGCAUUGGGCCAGUCUAUGGAGGUCUCUUCACACAAAGGGGAAGGUCUGGAAGAACCAAAGAAGGACGAGGCUGUAAAUGGGGAGAUGGAAGAAGAGAGUAACGGAAUGGAGAUAGAAGGUGACGGCACGUCAUGCGAGUCCAAGCUGCGGGUGUGCCGUAGAAAGAUCAGCGACGAAGGCUGCGGGCCAGCAGACUGCGGCAGCUCUGGAAACGCCAACGGAGAAGAAAAGGCUACUAAAGCUGAGGUAGACGCUGGCCCCUCAUGUUCGUCGUCAUCCAAAACUGAAGGUGAUUCCAAGUCAAGAUUCUUCGAUGACAGUGAGGAGUCGGAAGGGGAGGGAGAAGAUGAGGAGGAAGAGGGAAGUGAAGAAGAGGAUGGCAGCGAAGAGGCUGAAGCUGACAGCAGUGAGCUGGAAGAGGACACUGAAGAGGGGGAGGAAGACUCAGAUGAAGACGAGGAGGAAAUGAGUCUACCUGGAAUGGAUGGAAAGGAGGAGCCGGGCUCAGACAGCGGCACCACUGCUGUUGUGGCGCUAAUCCGGGGGAAGCAACUGAUUGUGGCCAAUGCUGGGGAUUCUCGAUGCGUAGUCUCGGAGCGAGGCAAAGCUGUCGACAUGUCGUAUGACCACAAACCCGAGGACGAGUUGGAGCUGUCGCGUAUUAAAAAGGCUGGAGGCAAAGUAACCAUGGACGGUCGGGUCAAUGGUGGACUGAACCUUUCAAGGGCCAUUGGUGAUCAUUUCUACAAGAGGAACAAGGUUCUGCCCCCAGAGGAGCAGAUGAUCUCAGCCAUGCCUGAUGUGAAAGUCCUUACGCUCAACGAUGACCACGACUUCAUGGUCAUUGCUUGCGACGGUAUCUGGAACGUGUUGAGCAGUCAAGAGGUGGUCGACUUCUUCAGUGAGAGGAUCAAACCGGACGAGAACGGCGUUGCCAGACCUCUUUCGUCUAUUGUAGAGGAGCUUUUGGACCAUUGUUUGGCCCCAGACACAUCUGGAGAUGGGACAGGAUGCGACAACAUGACCUGCAUGAUCGUCACCUUCCGACCACAUGCCUGCCAAUCUCAGACCCUGUCAGACGACACGAAGAAGAGGAAGCACGACGAGGAGGAGGAGCAGAAGGCGGCAAGUGGCGAGCCUGAGAAGAACGGAAACGACCGCAAAAAGUCCAAAAGUGACCAAAGCUAA